ACAAAGAUGUAUUAAGAAGAUGCAUACGUUUCCAAAAACUUACAAUAACAUGAAUAGUUGUGAAUCAUCUUUGACUUGAAGCAAGUACUUAAUUUGCACCAUUUUUUUCCAAAUCUUAUCCACUUCUAGACAAAAUGCUUAUCAAACAACAUCAUCAUCGGUGCGUAAUGUAUUAUAUUGUAAACUUAGCAAAACGACACAACAACAAUAAUGGGCCAGAGAAACAUCAAGCCCGAAUGUUCAAGAAGGCCCAUCUGGGUUCAACGUUCUUCUUCAAAAGACAAAAACUUCAUCAAUGAAAGCAGAGGAAGCUCAGGUCGUACGGAGUAAAGUCGUACUUCGAGGUACACUCUAUAUUACAAAAUUUUCACUCAAAGUAAAGUCGUAAAUCAGUUUCCGGUGAAAAAUCCUUACUAAAUGCUUUUUUUUUAUGUUUCAUGAUUUUUUACAGAAGCAACCGAUUGGUAUAAUCAGAAGACUCCCUCUUUUGGUUUUACCAAGUUUCUUCCACUUGCCAAACUUCAUUCCAAGGACGGUGGGUUUCUUGUGAAUGAUGAGCUCAAGAUUGUUGCCGAGGUACAUGUUCUUCAAGGUAUCGGCGAAUCAGAGGGAUCUCAAGAGGCAGUCCAACCUAUGAAAAAAACUAAGAUGAAUGGUUAUGGUACUCGAAAUGGGAAACGAAACCUUUGACGUCAAUGGGUUUCAAGUCUCUACAUCACAAGUAAUCUAAUUAAGAUUAGUUCUCAACUAUUCUUUUGCAGGACAAAACCAAGAUUCAUGUUUUUUUUUUUUUCUAUAUAUUUUUGAUUCACUGGCAGGUAGCAUAUGUGAGGUGUAUAUUUGAGAAACACCCAGACUUUGCAUCAAACGUCCUUUCAAAUAAUCAGCAUCUGAAGUCGACAUACAUGAAUGUUCUCCUUGAACUGAUUGAAACACUCUGCCAGUUGCCUGAGAAGCUCUCUGAUGAUGAUUUGGCUGAAGCAUCGGCUGCAGUUCUAUACUUAUCGCAGGUUGGGCUCAAAGUGGAUUGGUUGGAGGAGAAGCUCGAGGAGUUAAAGGAAAAGAAGAAGAAGAUGUACACUGGCAAGGCUCAGCUGCAACGCAUGGAGGAAGAGUUGCAGAAUCUCACUAAGAAAUGCUCAGACCUGGAAGAUCUUGUGAAGAAGCAGAAUGUUGCUCUCUCGUUCAGUGAUGUGGUUUGAUGUUUCAAGACUUGUCAUAAACUAACUUGUAGUUUGCUAUUUUUUACUUGGUAAGCUGGUGUUCUGGUCGUGUGUCUUGACUCUGAAAUGAUGGUCUUCUACUCUUUCUUUGAACGCUUUUGAGAUAAAAGAAUCUUAUUACCGGAGUUUUUGUAAUAUGGGAGUACCCUUGUUUUUUUU
Brassica napus (rape) is the source of this 1382-nucleotide messenger RNA. RefSeq names its product MATH domain and coiled-coil domain-containing protein At3g58380-like. The record is from RefSeq and is a predicted model, not a curated record. NCBI's taxonomy places the organism in Eukaryota, Viridiplantae, Streptophyta, Magnoliopsida, Brassicales, Brassicaceae. The coding region runs from base 906 to 1202 and encodes 98 amino acids. The transcript has a single exon.